GCGUCGUGCUAUUGCCAUCCUCCCCAAAAUACCAUGCAUAUUACUCGGGCUGCAUGCCUCUUAGUGUGCGCCGCUGUGGCGUAUGCUAAGACUGUUAGCUACGACUUUACUAUCGGCUAUGUGACGGCCGCCCCUGAUGGCUUCUCUCGGCAAGUCAUAGGGAUUAAUGGUAAAUGGCCCAUCCCCACUAUUGAGUGUGAUGUGGGCGACACCUUGGUCAUCACUGUGCACAAUGGACUUCCAGAUCAAACUACAUCUCUUCAUUUCCACGGCAUCUGGCAGACUGGCACACAAGUCUCCGACGGACCUAGUGGCAUUACACAAUGUCCUAUCCGGCCUGGGCAAUCGUAUACCUACACAUUCGUCGCGAAUCCUGCUGGCACUCACUGGUACCAUGCACAUGAAAAGGGCCAAUAUCCAGAUGGUCUCCGAGGUAAAAUGAUUGUGCACGACAGGGCCUGGGAGAAGACGUUGGGAAUCGAUAAGCAGAUCUUCUUGUCAAUGUCUGAUUGGUUCCAUCGCUCUAUGCCAGAGUUGAUUGAUGAAUACAUGAGUCCGGAUAAUACCGACGCAAGAUUUGACUCGCCCAACGCUUUCCUCUUCAAUGACUCUAACAAGCCUUUUGACCUCAAACUGGCCAAGGGUAAAAAGUACUUGCUCCGCAUCGUCAACACUGCGGCAGUUGCGUGUGGCCAAUUCCACAUGGACAACUACACGCUUUCUGUCGUCGAGGUUGAUGGUGUUCAGGUACAGCCCCAGGAAACUGAUCGAAUUUUGAUUUGUGCUGGCCAGAGUUACGGUGUAGUGGUCAAGGGCCAAGAAGAUCCAAAAGGCGCGUCCAACUGGCAUGCGUCCAUGGACACAGACAUGCUUCCUGGCCCUGCUCCUCCAAAGGACGAUAUUUCCGUGAUUGGAAGAAUCGUCUAUGACGUGAUGCAAGAGGUUGAAGCGAUUGAAAGGGAACUACCCAACAUUGCUCGCGCCGAAACCCGCGUACUCGAUGACUUCCAUGUGAAGCCACUAGACGGUCAGAAGCUGCUGGGACCCGUGAACAACCGAAUCGAUUUCACAACCAAUCAGACUUACUUUGAGGGAAUCGGGACGCGGACGCCUCUCAAUGCUGAUCCUUGGGUUGCUCCCAAGGUUCCUACACUUUACACUGCCUUGACGACUGGCAGCAUGGACCCGGCAACAUACGGCCCUGGGGUCAAUCCCUGGAUCAUCCAAUCCGGAGAAAUCGUCCAGAUCCACAUGAACAAUCCCCACGGACGACCACACCCCAUGCACCUCCACGGCCACGUCUUCCAAGUUGUUGCCAAAGGUGCUGGUACUUGGGACGGUCAAGAAGGCGGCUUCCCCGAAGUGCCCUCGAAGCGCGACGGACUCGUCGUCCCAGCAAAUGGACACGCCGUUAUCCGCUUCAAAGCCGACAACCCCGGUGUAUGGUUCUUCCACUGCCACGUCGAUUUCCACGCUGUCGGCGGCAUGGCUGCCACCAUCAUCGAGUCGCCAAAUCUCCUCCAAGGCUCUGUUCCUGAGGCUGGCAAGGCGCUCUGUGACGCUGGUGGCAUGCCCUCGAGCGGCAACUGUGCGGGCGAGUCAUUUAAAAUCACAGCAUCAGAGGCACGUGACAAGUGCAAUACCGUUCAUAACACAAAGGUCCGGGCCGCGAAGCUCUGGUAAGUCAGCGGGUAUCUGGUUAUGCCCGUCUCCUUUGCAAUUUUUUUUGCAAUUUACUUUUUGUUCAUAGAAAAAUCUGUACUUCUGAUUCUUUUAUUUUUUAUUCCCUAUUUUUUUUUCUCUUUCUCUCUCUCUUUCAUCAUCAUCGCUUCUAGCUUAAGAAACGAAAAACGGUUAUUAAUAAUAGAAAUCUUAAACC
Molecule: messenger RNA, 1879 nt
Organism: Bipolaris maydis ATCC 48331
Lineage: Eukaryota; Fungi; Ascomycota; Dothideomycetes; Pleosporales; Pleosporaceae
Product: Cupredoxin
Biological process (GO): reductive iron assimilation; cellular response to iron ion starvation
Cellular component (GO): high-affinity iron permease complex
Molecular function (GO): ferroxidase activity; copper ion binding
Source: RefSeq, a predicted model, not a curated record